Messenger RNA from Letharia columbiana, 162 nucleotides. RefSeq lists its product as uncharacterized. The record is from RefSeq and is a predicted model, not a curated record. Lineage: Eukaryota; Fungi; Ascomycota; Lecanoromycetes; Lecanorales; Parmeliaceae. The transcript has a single exon. The coding region runs from base 1 to 162 and encodes 53 amino acids.
AUGGAAGACGCCGUCGCUGAUGAAAGAGACGAGGAGAAGGAUGAGAGUGAGGCCAAUGAUGACGACAAUGUUGCUGAGCUUACCGCAGCGUCUGCGGCGUUCAUUGAGGCUACCACGGCCGCUGAUGCACCUGCUGCUCCAGCACGCAUACAGCUAGGGUAG